GCCAGCACCCUUUGCCAAGAGCUGCCUGCUGGAUUGGGUGACAACUGCCCAUUUCCAUGCCCUCCUGACUAACUUCUCUCUGCUCCUUCUAGGCUGACCAACUGACUGAGGAGCAGAUAGCAGAGUUCAAGGAGGCUUUCUCCCUCUUCGACAAGGAUGGGGACGGCACCAUCACCACCAAGGAGCUGGGGACGGUGAUGAGGUCCCUGGGCCAGAACCCCACUGAAGCCGAGCUGCAGGACAUGAUCAACGAGGUGGACGCGGAUGGGAACGGCACCAUCGACUUCCCCGAGUUCCUGACCAUGAUGGCGAGGAAGAUGAAGGAUACGGACAGCGAGGAAGAGAUCAGGGAGGCAUUCCGGGUCUUCGAUAAGGACGGGAACGGCUACAUCAGCGCGGCUGAGCUGCGCCACGUGAUGACGAACCUGGGCGAGAAGCUGACCGAUGAGGAGGUAGACGAGAUGAUUCGGGAGGCCGACAUCGAUGGGGACGGGCAGGUCAAUUACGAAGAGUUCGUGCAGAUGAUGACCGCAAAGUGAAGGAUCCGGGACGGGCGGCUGGCGAUGCCCUUUCUCCUUCAGUACUUUUCUCCAACACUCUCUCUCUACUUAAGUAACCUGGUUCCUUCAGCAAACUCCAAUCGGCUGUGGAAUAAAUCUGAUGAAACCACAACAAAUUAACUUUCCCAAACUGCAUGAUUGUGCCCUGUCCCCUCAGCCCCUUUCCUUCUAUUCUCGUCCCCGUCCUCCCCUCGCCCAACCCCCUGGAAGUCUCAGCCUUGCAGAUGUGUUUUGUUCCUGGGGGUUUUUGUUCUGCAGCCGGGGCUGGCCGGUGUCCCAGCACGCCGAUUUCGCUAUCCACGCGUCUGCGCGGAAAGAGCAAACUUUAACCGUGUUGCAUGCGUCUGGCACUGUGGGUCUAUGCAUUCACCCCGCGGCCUCAGCGUCUCGCCCCUGGAAACGGCGGGGGGGCAGCAGGAAGGAAAGCCUCUUGUCUGGUCGGCGAAUGAUCCCAAGGCAUGGUGAGAGGGGGUUGCAGAGACCUUGUCACGCCAUCCGGGGAAAGACGGGGGAGGGUCUGAACAGCCUCCCCCAAAAAAACCCUUACAUAGAAAUUGGCUCUUGACACCUGAUCCUAAAACCAGGACUAGUUUCUCCCUGAUCGUAGCCCUGUACAAACUGUAAAUGUCCAUGCGAUGAUUCCUAAGCAACAUCCAACGCUCAGAGCUGCUGUGUAAAUACUGGUGCUAACCCA
Molecule: messenger RNA, 1254 nt
Organism: Pelodiscus sinensis (Chinese soft-shelled turtle)
Lineage: Eukaryota; Metazoa; Chordata; Testudines; Trionychidae
Source: RefSeq, a predicted model, not a curated record